Molecule: messenger RNA, 984 nt
Organism: Betta splendens (Siamese fighting fish)
Lineage: Eukaryota; Metazoa; Chordata; Actinopteri; Anabantiformes; Osphronemidae
Product: trace amine-associated receptor 9-like
Exons: 2
Coding region: 1-984 (327 amino acids)
Biological process (GO): G protein-coupled receptor signaling pathway
Cellular component (GO): membrane
Molecular function (GO): trace-amine receptor activity
Source: RefSeq, a predicted model, not a curated record
AUGGAGACACUGGAAGACUCUGAACUUUGCUUUCCACAUCUCCUUAACGCCUCCUGCAGGAAACAAGCUCGUCCUCACUUUGAGGCAAUGCUCAUUUAUGUUCUACUGUCCUGCAUCUCUCUGCUCACUGCGAGUCUCAACCUGCUGGUCAUCGUCUCCAUCUCCCACUUCAGGCAGCUCCACACUUCCACCAACCUCCUCCUCCUCUCUCUGGCUGUCUCUGAUUUCCUUGUUGGUCUCAUCGUGAUGCCGUUUCAGAUUCUAUUGAUAGAGCCCUGCUGGUUUCUAGGUGACUUGGUGUGCACUUUAUAUUUUUUUGUACCAUAUAUCACUAUUUCUGCCUCAGUAGUAAACAUGGUGCUGAUCUCAGUCGACCGUUAUGUGGCCAUUUGUGACCCUUUCAGCUACGCCACCACAUUUUCUCAAAAAGCAGUUAAGCUCUGUAUCCUGCUGUGUUGGCUUUAUUGUGUUAUGUACAGUUUCAUGAUUUUAAGUGACAAUCUAAACCAACCAGGCAGGUUCAACUCCUGUUAUGGUGAAUGUGUGAUUGUUUUAAACGGUGUGCUAGACCUUGUGUUAGGCUUCAUCAUUCCCAUCUCAGCCAUCAUCAUCCUGUAUGUGAGAGUGUUUGCAGUGGCUGUGUCUCAGGCUCGUUCCAUGCGCUCCCACGUUGCAGCUGUUAAACUGCAGCGUUCACUGACUGUGACUGUCAGGAAAUCAGAGAUUAAGGCAGCAAAGACUCUUGGUGUGACUGUUGUUGUGUUCCUCAUGUGUUACUGUCCUCCAUACUGUGUGUCUAUCUCUGGAUACAACCUUACGAUCGGUACUUCACUCAAUGAUUUCCUGAUUUUUCUGCUUUUGUCCAACUCUUGUCUGAACCCUUUGAUUUAUACUUUUCUCUACCCCUGGUUUAGAAAAUCUGUGAAACUCAUAGUAACUUUACAGAUACUGCAGCCUAGGUCCAGAGAUACCUGUGUAAAGUAG